AUGCUGGCCCGUGUGCUGGCCUCUGUGGCUUUGGUCCCCGCUCUGGGAAUGAAGUGCCCAGGCUCCAAGAGCUUUCUCCAUGCAUGGGCUAAGCUGGAAGCCUUGGCAGACACCAGCUGCCAGGAUGUGAUGGAAGAGAUCAAGGUCUUCUCGUUGAAGGACUUCUCCACCAACUACUGCAAUCUCCGGAACCUCUACUGUGGGAGUGAGGAGGGCUGCAAGCCAGUAAAGCAUGACUUCAACAACAGCGAGGUCUCUCUGGACAAAGCACGUUUCGCAGGAAAAGACAAAAGCGCCUGCAUCGUGACUGGGAAGGAAACCCCUAUGCUGCGGGCACAGGUUGAUUUGCUGGGUGACACUGUGGAUGAUACCCUCAGCUGCAUCAGCAGCAACUGCCCGUUGGACGCGGUGACCUUGUCACCAAGCCCUAGCUGCGCCUUGGGCAACUGUACGAGCAACCUGGCGAAGUGCCUUUUCUCCUCCAGCUGCCGCCAGGGUGUCAUGUGCGAGCUGGGCUGCACGGAACCUCUGGCGAAGACAGAGGAUGCUGUGCACUUUGCAUCUCUGAUGGAGUGCAUGCGCGUACAUUGCCCAGGCUUCCCUCCGAGCAAAAGCUGUGCUGCACUGCAUUGUGCUGUUGAGGCCGGCUCCUGUGCAGUGCAUAGCAAGUGUCGAGAGACCUUGGAGUGCGCCGACAAAUGCGUACCAGGCAAAUACACAGCUGCACUGUCAGCCAUGCCGCGUGAAGCAGUGAUUUGA
Molecule: messenger RNA, 759 nt
Organism: Durusdinium trenchii
Lineage: Eukaryota; Dinophyceae; Suessiales; Symbiodiniaceae
Source: the annotation of a GenBank genome assembly